AUGCCUUCCAUCAAGUCUUUGCUUGUUGUGUCUCUUUUCACAACUGCCCUUGCAGCACCACUCAGCGCUUACCUUGACGGCCUGAACAGCACCAAUGUUACUGCUAUCAGUCGUCAUCAGCCCCACUCUGAGGAGCUCAAAGAGUUUGCAGACCUCAACUCUCGCGAACUGGAAUCUGCACUUCAGCAAAGCAACGAUGACUCGGAAUAUGACAAGGUCAUGACACGUAAUAUUCGUGCCGAGUAUCUUGGAGAGUCGGAAGAAAGCGAAUUAUCUCGUCGCGACGACUACGGAGGGAUUGAGGGGCGUAGUGUUCUCUCUACCCGUGGCAACAACAAGAAGCCAUCUACUUCGUCGUCUUCCUCUACCUCUUCUCUAAAGAAGGAGAAGGCAAAUAAGAAGGCCGAUUUAGACACCACUCGCAAGUUACAGGCCCAGCAACACCAAGAUGCCCGGUUAAAGGAGAAUAAGGAACGCAAGGAGAUCAUUGAUGCUCGGCUCGAUGAGAAGAAUGCCAAGACUAGUAAGGAAAGGGCUCAAGCUAAUGCUGAGAAGAAAUUCGAGAUCAACGAGCUGAAAGAGGUGAAGCUCGAUAACGCCAGGGAUAAGGCCAGGCUUCAGGCAAAGAAGGAUCAGCAAAACCAGGAUCUGGCCAAAAUCAACGAGAAGCUAAGACAGAACGGCGGUCGCAAAGUCGUCGACGUUCCAGACACUCGCCCAGUUUACGAUUACUCCAAAAAGCCUGAGUACAACUACAAGGCAAACAACCCCAAUACUUAUUACGAUUACUCUAAAAAGCCUGAGUAUAACUCUAAGGCAUACAACGACAAAUCAUACGAUUACUCCAAAAAGCCCGAAUACAACUAUAAGGCAACCAAUGCCAACCCUUAUUAUGACUCUUCGAAGGAUUACGAAAAGCAAAAGCAAAAGACCGAAGCAACUAUUCGGGAGGAGCAAAAACAGCGAGCCUACGAAGAAAAUGGGAUUCGAGCCGCGCAGAAUGACAAGAAAAACACUGAUGUACUGCUUCGUGAACAAGAACAAGCUCGAAAGUUUGAGGAAGCACGAAUCCGGGACGCUCAGAAUGACAAGCUGAAAUUUAAGGCUUCGCCAUUCGAGCAAGUCACAGGGGAUGAACGAAUUCGCAAGGCCCAGGAUGAGAAAGUAUACACUGAAAAACUGCUUCGUGAGCAAGAACAAGCCCGAAAGCUUGAGGACAAGCGAAUUCAAGAAGGUUAUUAUGAGAGGCAGAAGACAGAGGGCCUUCUUCGCGAAAAUUUCCAAAUAAAGAAUCAAGAAGACGCCAACAUCCGUGCUGCGCGACAGGCAGAGUACGAGCGUGAGAGGCAGCGGGAGUUGGAGAGGGAGAGAUACAAGUAUGGGCCUAAGGCAUAG
Colletotrichum truncatum is the source of this 1395-nucleotide messenger RNA. RefSeq lists its product as uncharacterized. Lineage: Eukaryota; Fungi; Ascomycota; Sordariomycetes; Glomerellales; Glomerellaceae. The record is from RefSeq and is a predicted model, not a curated record.